AUGGGCUUUGGUGCUAAAUGGUUAAGAUGGAUGGACGGUAGCAUUUUUUCUAGUGAUAUGUCGGUCCUCAUCAAUGGUAGUAUCACUAAGGACUUUAAGGUUGAAAAGGGGCUUCACCAAGGAGACCUUUUAUCUCCUUUCUUGUUUGUUUUGGUAACAGAGGUGCUCACGACUUUAAUGAGAAAGACUAUUGCUAUUGGUGAUUUUCGAGGGUUUAAGAUUAACGAUGUGGAGGAGGUUAGUAUGCUCCAAUUUGCGGAUGACACCAUUAUUUUGGCGGAAGGAGAUAUCGCGAAUUUGUGGAGUAUGAAAUCGAUUCUUAGGGUCUUUGAGUUAAUGUCGGGUUUGAGGCUUAACUUCCAUAAAAGCAAUAUUUAUGGUAUCAAUGUGGGUGAAUGGGUGGGCGAUAGCCCGAGGAAGCUUUCUAUGUGGAGGGAUUUGAUUUUGGCUUUGAAGAAUAGAAUAACCGUUUGGAAGAGAGUGCAUCUUAAUAUUGCAGUUCGAAAAGCGCCAUCAAAGAUUCUUAAAGAGAUUACGGCUAUUCAAAGGGUUGUGGUGUGCACUGUCGGGAAUGGCUUAGACUUGCCCUUUUGGUACAAUUGCUGGGCCGAUACACAGCUGCUGCUGAUGGCCUUUCCAGAGCUGUAUGCAUUGGCGUGUAACGAUUAUAUCACGGUUGCAGAGGCUGGUUCGCAUUCUGUUUCAGGCUGGGCCUGGAAUGCUGACGCGAUACUCCAGGAUAGCAGCGACAGUGCUGUAUUUCCGUGGCAAGAGCUCAGUGAUUACAUCUCCCAUGUGGUUCUGACGGACUUUUCUAAGGAUGAAUUCGUUUGGAACAUCAAUCAAGAGAGAGUGUUCACCGUUAAGACUUAUUACAAGUGGUUCAAAGCAAAGUUGUCAAACCACCUCUCAAUUCUAAUGUUGUUAAAGCUUCUUCUCUUAUUUGGAAGGUAA
Messenger RNA from Vicia villosa (hairy vetch), 954 nucleotides. RefSeq lists its product as uncharacterized. The record is from RefSeq and is a predicted model, not a curated record. Lineage: Eukaryota; Viridiplantae; Streptophyta; Magnoliopsida; Fabales; Fabaceae. Bases 1 to 954 code for a protein of 317 amino acids. The transcript has 4 exons.